UCAAUUCAAACCUUCAAAGCGACCACUGUCAGGAUUUGAAAAGAUUGGGGUGUGGUGCGGCGACGCGGUGGUUAUGUUGGUGAUGGGACAGAGCCAUCCUGAGGCAAGGCGUUACUCUUUGGCGGAUUCAUUUCUUUUUGAUGUAGUACGUAUUACGUUGGUAAUCAUUACUAUUAUGAUAUCUUUAAUCAACUGUGACGGCUGUAUCUGCUUCAUGGAUUCACCUUUGUCGUGCUGGGCGUUGAGCGGUGGGGGUGCAACCAGACCAGCACUUGGAGAUCAAAAGUUCCUGAUGGUUCAAGAUGGAGCAAUGAAUCUGAAAUCUUCUGAGAAUUCCUACUUCAUGAUGCCCCGGCGAUUUUAUAAAAGAGGUAUGAACACUGAAGGAGCGUUAGAAUUCCCCUCGUCGGCUUUCCUAGCUAAAGCUUUUCCAAUACUGCUCAAGGCCGUGCUACUGUACAGAUAUUGAUUGAACUUGGCAUCUAAUGGUACAACGAAAGGUAUGUCCAUACAUAAAUCUCUUUCUAGAUUUCAACUGCCAUGCUAUAUUGCUGUUUGAUUACACCAGGAUGAUGUAGUCCCUCUAUUCCAGGUGCCCAUCUCCUACUUCCGAACUAGCUCUCUUCCACUCG
Messenger RNA from Eremomyces bilateralis CBS 781.70, 632 nucleotides. RefSeq lists its product as uncharacterized. The transcript has a single exon. The record is from RefSeq and is a predicted model, not a curated record. Lineage: Eukaryota; Fungi; Ascomycota; Dothideomycetes; Eremomycetales; Eremomycetaceae. Bases 74 to 469 code for a protein of 131 amino acids.